AUGGCUCAAACUUGCUCAUAUAGGAGAAAAAAUUUCGUUACGGAGUGGAAAUAUGAUCAGUUAUCCAAGCAAAUGGUAUUUUUCUUCAAUAUCACUGAUCCUAGUACUAAAUUCCUUAGUGGCAUUGCCAUUGGUGAUAGCAGUGACUCGGAGCCAUUUGUGUUUAUUGGAGUUCGAAAUUAUAAAGAGAAUCCAGAUACAGUUAUUCAUCACUUCGACAUUCAUUCCGCAAAAAAAAGAAAUCAAAACAAUACUUCUACGAUCAAACGAAAAAAUGGAUUUAUUGUUGCGAAUAUCACACAACCAAUGUUUUCACCAAAUUCGGAAAAUUUCAAUCUAUCUUGUUUCACCAUUUAUUUUUCAAAGCAAUGGAAUAUUGCGAAAACUGGCGCAAAUGAAUAUAAUUGGUCAUCAAGUGACAAUAGGACUGUGUGUACCAACCAGUGUCUUUUACUUGAGAAUCCUCCACCAGAUCACCUCAUUUCCUCAAAUGAAAUAAUUACCACUGAAUUUAAUAAAUGUAAAAGUCGAGAGCAAAACUUAGAGGUCGAAUGGUUAUAUGAUGAGGAUGAAAAUGCAAUCAUAUUUGACAUUUCUCAUCAAAUAUUACCUGGCAAAUACAAUAUUACGAUCGUUAUCAGUAAUAAAAACAAGGAGAGUGAUUUAAUUGUUCUUAAUAUGCAAGAUGGUCGAUUCAUGUUUUUGAUUAAUUAUAAUAAGGCAAAUAAUCAAAUAUCAAUUCGGAAUAAUACUCGACAGUAUAAAAUAUUAGUGCAAUUGGCAGGAGAAAUAUCGCACAUAUGGCUAUCCAGAUUUAUUAAUGAUUAUGAUAAGACAGCAUUCGACAAAUGCGUUAGAUUACAACUCACACUUAGUGUGAAUGAAUACCCUAAUUCAUCGCAGAAAUAUUAUGAAGCAGUUUCAUCCAUAAUUUGUGAUAUUAAACAAAACUGCCCAAAGCAAGCAAUACAUAACGCAAAAAAACAAAUAUAUUUAACGAAUGAUACAGAUAAAAUAAAUGAACAUGAAGAAGCGAUAAUUGCUAGUGAGCAAUUAACAACUGAGGGAAAUGGCUGGUUUGAGUCGUCGUUGAUCACACUGGACAAUGCUGAAAGCGUGACCACUGAACAUAUUCCAAGCGAUAUGGCAGAAACUACGCAUAGAUUCCGAAAUAACUGUGGUCGCGAAGAUUCAAUGGUAUGUAUGAAAUAUUUCCAAUUGUAUUUUGAUAAAGUCGCAAAAUGGUCCGAGCAAAAUGAGGAAAAUUUUGAAGAUCAAUAUCAAAAGGUCUAA
Molecule: messenger RNA, 1293 nt
Organism: Dracunculus medinensis (Guinea worm)
Lineage: Eukaryota; Metazoa; Nematoda; Chromadorea; Rhabditida; Dracunculidae
Source: the annotation of a GenBank genome assembly